GAAGUGAUUCCAAGAAAUUCACGUCUCUUGGUAUGAUCCAUCGUGUCCGUUCUACAAAAGGCCGCCAAGCACCGAUUCAAUCUCUUUAUAAUCAUCGUCCAUGGCCGCUUAUCAUUCCCACGCACUGACCCACACCAUCUUCUGUUCUUCAACAGAAACUGUCAAACUACUGCACCGCAAAUCUUCCAUUUCUUCGAAAGUUCAAAAAUUCUGCAAUGUUGAACAUUAAUGGAGAUGCUAAAGAAUCACGGAAAAGAAAAAUGAAUCAAGUUGCAGAGGCUGGGAAAUCCCAUGCACAAGAAAUUUUGAACAUAAUUGCUCCGUUCAAAUCUUUCACAGCCAUGCUAACUGAGGCUGAUAGCAGUAUUCUCGCCCCAAAUGUGCAAGAUCUGAGUGUUCAAGUUGAUCAAAUGAUCCACACUCAUAACGAAAAUUUGAGGCGAGGAUUAGCCGGAAUGUGGGCGAUGCACUACAACAUGCUUCAGUGCGCGGCAGAGGAAAGAGUGGCCAAAAAACUGAAGGAUCAAGAGAUGGAACUGAUCAAAAUGGCACAUGAGAACGAGCAGUUGGAAGAGAUGUUGUCGAAUUGCAGAGCCGAGGCACAACGUUUAUUUGGUAGGAACAAGAAGUUGGAAGAGUUGGUGUCACAUUUCAGAGCAGACGGACAAAAUUUAUCGGGCAGGUUGAAGUCGACUGAGCAAUUGGUAACCAGUCUACGGGGAGAACUACGUACAGCUAUGUCAGAAGGUCCAAACCCGGGGAGACAGGAGGACGACGCCGAGUCAUCAUAUGUGGAUCGCGAGCGGGAUUUCAGUGUGAACCUCGAGUGCAAAGUUUGCGAGAGCAGGCUUGCGACAGUGAUGCUGUGGCCAUGUUGCCAUGUUUGCAUCUGCCCACGUUGUGAGGUAAACCGGGCAGAGGCAACCAGGUGCUGCCCAGUUUGCCGGACGCAUGCGACUACUAGUUUCCGUGUCCAUCUUCCUCUCAAUUAGCACACUAUCGACCCAUCCAUUUUCCCCUGGUUCCCUUUUUCCAUUUUACUGAUAUAUUUUUGAGUUUUUUUGGAGGAUUUGUUGUCUGAGGCCUCGAAG
Olea europaea var. sylvestris is the source of this 1091-nucleotide messenger RNA. Its product is annotated as BOI-related E3 ubiquitin-protein ligase 1-like. Lineage: Eukaryota; Viridiplantae; Streptophyta; Magnoliopsida; Lamiales; Oleaceae. Bases 216 to 992 code for a protein of 258 amino acids. The transcript is spliced from 4 exons. The record is from RefSeq and is a predicted model, not a curated record. Gene Ontology annotation, molecular function: ubiquitin-protein transferase activity.